Radiomyces spectabilis is the source of this 1117-nucleotide messenger RNA. Its product is annotated as Fcf1-domain-containing protein. The record is from RefSeq and is a predicted model, not a curated record. The coding region runs from base 31 to 618 and encodes 195 amino acids. Lineage: Eukaryota; Fungi; Mucoromycota; Mucoromycetes; Mucorales; Radiomycetaceae. The transcript is spliced from 6 exons. Gene Ontology annotation, cellular component: nucleolus; small-subunit processome.
AUUUUCUUUCCAUCUGUCUAUUCAUCGAUCAUGGGAAAAGCAAGAAAAACAAGAAAGUUCGCUGAAGUCAAGCGUAUGAUCAGUACCAAAGAUGCGAGAUUGAAGGAAAAUAAAGAAAAGCAGAAAAAGAAGGAAGAGGAAAAGGAAAAGGCAGUGGUUCGUCAACUUCCUCAGGUUGCUUCGUCCAUGUUUUUCCAGUAUAAUUCCGCUCUCGGUCCUCCUUAUCAUGUACUUGUCGAUACCAAUUUUAUCAAUUUCUCCAUUCAGAACAAACUGGAAUUGGUAAAGUCCAUGAUGGAUUGCUUGUAUGCGAAAUCUAUUCCUUGUAUUACCGAUUGUGUGAUGGCUGAAUUGGAAAAACUGGGUCCAAAGUAUCGUAUUGCGUUAAAAAUUGCGCGAGAUCCUCGAUUCGAACGGUUGCCGUGCUCGCACAAGGGUACCUAUGCUGAUGACUGCUUGGUUCAGCGUAUCAUGCAACAUAAAUGCUACAUUGUGGCCACUUGCGAUCGUGACUUGAAACGACGUAUUCGUAAAGUUCCGGGUAUUCCCAUUAUGUAUAUCUCAGGUCGUAAAUACGUUAUCGAACGACUUCCGGAACUUGGCACCAAUACUUUUUAGACAUUUUUUUUAUACUUAUCUCCCUGUGAACUGUAAAUAAACUGCAUCAAUCAUCAUGUUCUUGUCCUUCAGGCAGAGUAACGAUGUGUCGAUCCAUUGGACGCGCUAUGGGAAGAAAAAAAAAAAGUCUCAGGAGUGAGCGCUUUCCGAAAUAAAGGCGAGGGGCAUUUUUCACAUGCUUCGCAGCGACUGAAAUUUCCUGCGGAAAGCGCUUAGGCUGUUUCUUUUGCAUUUUUUAUCAACUAUCAAUGAGUGAAACGAACGAGACCAUGCGUAUUGCUCUGGUCAUGGGAGCUACAGGCAAGUUAUGGACCGUUUGGGGAACUUUUUCAGGUUAUCGACGAUGACGAUGAGGAGCACGGUUUAACAGCAUCACUGUAGGAGCUGUGGGCAAAGCGGUAUUGAAGGAUCUUUUGCUGAACAGCACCUAUGCCAAGGUGGUGAUUGUAGGCCGACGCGCCGCGGAGUUAAGCAACGACAUUCCGCAAGAGAAACUGGU